Cyclopterus lumpus (lumpfish) is the source of this 2270-nucleotide messenger RNA. RefSeq names its product interleukin-18 receptor accessory protein-like. The record is from RefSeq and is a predicted model, not a curated record. Bases 350 to 1948 code for a protein of 532 amino acids. The transcript is spliced from 12 exons. Gene Ontology annotation, biological process: interleukin-18-mediated signaling pathway. Gene Ontology annotation, molecular function: interleukin-18 receptor activity. NCBI's taxonomy places the organism in Eukaryota, Metazoa, Chordata, Actinopteri, Perciformes, Cyclopteridae.
ACGUCUACAUGUCCUGUGAAAGUGUUGCAGCUCAUGUUGAGGGAGACGAGGAGCAAAAAACAGUGCCGAUGAGAAAAUACCAAGAAAACCAGAUGUGGUUAUGCACAGAAAAGAGGCUGAAAUGUAAAAGAGCUGGAUUUCAUCAGUAUCUCGACUGAAAUCUACGAGCAAUGUUGACAGAUUAGCGACAUAGGAUGCAAACUGGAUAUAUUCUAGUUUUUUGUAUCUUCCCCAUUUUCUCGGAGGGAUGCUGCGUGGGAAACCGUCCAGAUAAAAGAUCGGGUACUAUGCUUUUGAAUGUCGUAAGCCAGAUGCUGCACACCAGCACUACCGAGCUGUGGAGGGGGAGAUGUUCGUGAUGCCGUGCUCCGAGUCUGUGUGUUCAAGGACCGCAGGAGGAGCUGAAGGCACAUCCUUCGUCUGUGGGAGCGAGUUCCCAGCGGAAGCAAGACAUUCUGGAAAGUACACGUGCAGGACGUUGCUGUCCAGUGGCAGCGAGUUGUUCUUCCACCUACAGGUGGUGAAGAGGUCAGAGAUCAGUCUGGGAUGCUUCCACCCGGAGGAGAACAGUGUAGAGCUGCGCGUUGAUGCAGGUGGGGAGGUCCCCUGCCCAGGUCUCAAGUGCAGUAACAACACGCAUGUCAUCUGGUACAAGGGUAACAAAGCUGUGUCUGAGCAGAACAGAUCCUCCUGUCAGACAAGUGGGUCCUUAAAGCUCUGCCAAGUCAGUAAACACGACACUGGCGUAUAUUUCUGUGAUCAACAAAUAAUUGAGCGAGGAGUCAUCUGGACCUUCAGGAGGGCUGUUCACGUGACUGUCGUACCUGACAAAGCAAGUUACCCUCCCAGGUUUAAAAAACCUUAUGGCAACACAACAGAGACAGUGCAGCUUGGUGGACCUCACAAUCUGACGUGUGAGGUAUAUUUUCCAUUUGAGGUCAACUUUUCGAGGGAGGUGCUGUGGUACAUGAAUCACGGUAGCAACAUGGAGAAUAUGACUCUACUACCAAUGGAGAAGCAACAACAGGUGAGAGUGACAUUUAACGAGUACAAGGUCAUACGAAGUGCCAUCAUUGAACAGGUGACUCCCCAACACUUGAACUACAGAUAUACCUGCAUCGCCAGCAAUAUUGUUGGAAACAGAAGGGGCACCGUUGAGCUCAAGAAUCAGAUUAAAGUGAAAUGGCCGUCGCUGGUUGGGUAUCCCAUUGCUUCUUUGCUGUUGGUAGCUGGACUAGGAAUCGUUUUACAUGUGAAAUGGCUGGAAAUACAACUUAUCUACAGAUCCCACUUCCAACAUGGAAAACAUCAUGGAGAAGAGAAAGAGUUUGAUGUGUUUCUGUCAUAUGUGUGGAGCCCGCCGCCGUCCGCAGGGGUGGAGGGAGUUUCGAGCCUUUCCUCCCCGAGAGGACCUGACACUGAUGAGGAAGCAUGUUUAUCCCGCAUGGACCUGCUGAACACUGAGGAGGGGGGGUCCACCCAGAGGCCACUAGAAGUGGUGCUGCCCCAGGUGUUAGAGGACCGGUGGGGGUAUCGCCUCUGUCUGUUGGAGAGGGACGUGGUUCCUGGAGGAGCAUAUACAAAUGAUGUGGUCCUCGCAAUACAGAGAAGCCGAAUGCUUAUCUGUCUCCUGUCAGCGGACUACCUCUCCAACAGCAACGCUGUGUUUGUGCUGGAGUCGGGAAUCCAGGCUUUGCUGCAAAACUCUGCCGUCAAACUCCUGCUGAUAUGGACCAGUAGAGCCUCAGCAUCCCUCAUCCAGCCGGACUCCCCGCUGCCCACGCUGGUCCAAAGGGCCUUGAAGGUGCUACCCAGUCUGGACUGGACCUCAGGAAAACCUGCCACAACCACAAGCAAUUUCUGGAGGUCUUUAAGGAAGGCCAUGCCUGAUCAGAGAGUGAAGCGGGUUUCACUCACGCAGAACCAGAAACAUUUGAUCCUGCCAUGAUGCACAGCGUUUGGACAAUGCAGCCCACACUGAAACGGUUUGCCGGCCAGUGCAAGACAUGAAUGAGCAAAUGUGUCAAGGAAAUGUCCACGAUGGUAAGAAUGACAAAUAAUUAAGUAUCAUUUUCAAAUAAAGGGAGAACAAGUGAGUCACCCUUUGUGCCAUGCUCAGGGCAGUAAGUGGUAUGUAGUCUUUUAUUUCCAUCUGUACCAAAAAUAAACUUGCAGUUAAACAAUUCAAAUGAAUCAAUUAUCUACUCUAUAAGAUUUAAAAAACAAUGAAUAUAAUGAAGGAUGUCUAAUAAAUUGAUAAACUAAAUAUA